Molecule: messenger RNA, 1638 nt
Organism: Plasmodium fragile
Lineage: Eukaryota; Apicomplexa; Aconoidasida; Haemosporida; Plasmodiidae
Exons: 2
Coding region: 1-1638 (545 amino acids)
Source: RefSeq, a predicted model, not a curated record
AUGGUGUUUUCCUGCGCGAAACUAUCAAUAUUUAGCUGUAUACUGCACUCUAGGCAAUGUUUUCACGAUGUAACCGAACUAGGCACAUCAUGGAAGAAUACGGCCGAGCAAAAUGACACUCUCGGUGUCAGGAUCAGUAGAUUACUGACCGUUGAAUUGGAUAUGCAAGCACCACCACCACAUAAUACAUUGCUCCUCAGUCCUGGCAAGGGUCAAGAUAAAAAACUGGCAUCGAAGCAGAAGCCAGGAAAGUCCGGUAAACCAACAACGAAUGUUGCAUCAGAAGGAUCGUUACCGCAGUCACCACAGAAUAAGGUAAAAACUGAAAAGAAGGAAAAGAAGACAAAAGGAACUGACGUGAAGAGUAGAACGGAUAAGCAAACACCAGAACAAAGUAUAUCUCCAGGCAGUCCUAGUGGACACUCCUCUGCUGAGACCACGGCGCCUAGUGAACAGUCUGGAUCAUCGGAUGCACAGGUUGCAUCAGAAGCGUUGUCAGCGCCUUCACAAAAGGAGGAACAAUGUGAAAAAGUGAAAAAGAAACCCAGGGGACUUGGUAGUUCUCUGGCACAUGCUUUACGUUGGAAUAAGGGGGGGGGGGGAUCUUCCCUACAUUGGCCAUUCUUGGUUUCUGUACAAGUAGCGUUGUUUUACGGCUGCAUUAAAGGGUUGACUCCAUGGAUUAUUGGAUCCGCUGUUCCACUUGUCGUGACAAUAGGACUCAUGCUGCUGUAUGUGCUAAUCCGUUCCUAUAACCGAAGGGAUAAAGGAAAAUCUGCUGAACUUGAAGAAGCAACAGAACCAUCUGAACAAGUAAAGGAGAAAAAACGAUACUGCGUAAAUAGAUACCUGAAUCAUAAAAAGCUCUGUAAGUACAUGGACGAAGCAUAUGAGAUGGAUAAUGAUGAUUACACACAGCACGAAAAAAGAAACAAAAAAAAAAAGUUCAAGUGGCCGAGAAAAGUAUGUACAAUGCAAAAAAUGGUGAACAAAUAUGCAAAGGAAAUAUCAAAAGGUCACAAAAGUGAAUUCAGAUAUGAUAAACAAGAUCACAUAGAUGAUACAGGUAAAAUGGACGAAUUAUUAUUUGGGGGGUUCCACAAAUUACAAGAGUACGAAACGCACAAAACUAGUGCUUUCCUUUAUGAAAUGACUUGUUUAGAUGAAAGAUUGAGCGAUUCUGAAAUAAAUAGCAAAUUAAAUGAAAUGGAAGAAGUUCCUGAAAAAUGGGAAUUAUUGUCUCUAUACUGGCAAUCGUACAGAAAUGAAGAACAAAAAUAUCUGCUCCAAAAACUCGUAAACCCAAGAAACAACCAACCCAUUGAAACUGUCCAAAAAUAUAGCACGACCUGGAAGAAGUGUGCAAAGGUAGUUCGCAAUAAUUUUACAAAACAACAUGAACAUGUUAAUGAAGUAUUUUAUACCCUGAUGGCAAAGGACAAAUUGAGCAGAGAGGACUUCAAAAGAAUUCUAAAUGACUUCAGAGCUUCAUGGAAACAAGUCACCCUUAAAACAGCAAACGAAUGUAUGGCCAUUCUUAAAACGCCACCUGUCUCAGAAGCCAAAUUCUCGAGGUAUGAGGGUUCAGGAUACAUUGCUGAGGGUGAACGUUAUAUUAUUAUAGGGUUCUUUAUCUAA